Molecule: messenger RNA, 1548 nt
Organism: Brugia malayi
Lineage: Eukaryota; Metazoa; Nematoda; Chromadorea; Rhabditida; Onchocercidae
Exons: 13
Coding region: 1-1548 (515 amino acids)
Biological process (GO): GTP biosynthetic process
Cellular component (GO): cytoplasm
Molecular function (GO): IMP dehydrogenase activity
Source: RefSeq, a predicted model, not a curated record
AUGGAUGGUGACAAUGCUAUCAGAAUUAAUGAAGAUGGGCAGACAAUUGAUGAACUUAUGAGCAAUAAUGUUGGGUUGACAUACAAUGAUUUCAAUAUAUUGCCGGGUUAUAUCGGUUUUGACGUUUCUUCCGUGGAUUUAACAACGCAUUUAACUCGUGGUAUUACGCUUAAAACACCAUUGGUGUCAUCACCGAUGGAUACAGUAACCGAAUGCGAAAUGGCGAUUGCUAUGGCAUUACAUGGUGGUAUUGGUAUAAUUCACGCCAAUUUCGCCUCCGUGGAAGAUCAGGCUGAAGAAGUUAUCAAAGUGAAGCGUUAUAAGCAAGGGUUUAUAACACAUCCGCAUUGCAUAAAAGAAAUGGAUACAGUGUUAGAUUUGAUGAGGAUAAAGCUGAAAUAUGGUUUCACAGGAACACCAGUUACGUCAACAGGACAUGUUGGUGGCCAACUGAUAGGUUUGGUAACUUCUCGUGAUGUAGAUUUUAUUGAUGAGAGCAAAUAUCCGACUACGAAAAUAAGUGAAGUAAUGGUCCCAUUCGACCGGCUUAUAACGGGCAGCGAAGAUCUAACUUUAGAACAUGCUUACAAAAUCUUAGAAAAUGAGAAGAAAGGGAAACUACCUAUUGUGAACAGCAGAAACGAACUGGUAUCCUUAAUAGCUCGUACUGAUUUAAAGAAAGCUCGAGAUUUUCCAUGUAGUUCUUACGAUUCGAAGGGACAGUUAAGAGUGGGCGCAGCUAUAAAUACCCGAGAAUCCGCAAAAGAAGCGGUAAAGAAAUUAGUUGCGGCUGGUGCUGAUGUUCUUGUCAUUGAUUCUUCACAAGGUGCCAGCAUGUAUCAAGUGAAUCUUUUGAAGUGGAUAAAGACCAAUUAUCCAGAGACGCCACAGAUAAUUGCAGGCAAUGUUGUAACACAGAGGCAAGCAGAAAUCCUAAUCAAUGCUGGGGCAGAUGCCAUUCGCGUUGGUAUGGGAAGUGGUUCAAUUUGUAUUACUCAAGAAGUUACUGCAGUUGGACGAGCACAAGGCACAGCGGUGUAUCAAGUUGCAAAAUACGCUAGAACUCGUGGGAUUCCCGUCAUCGCUGAUGGUGGAAUAAGGGAUGUUGGUUACAUCACGAAGGCAUUGGCACUUGGUGCAUCGACAGUGAUGAUGGGUGGUCUUUUAGCAGGCACAACAGAAGCACCCGGAGAAUAUUUCUGGGGUCCAAGCGGUGUGCGUCUUAAAAAUUAUCGUGGAAUGGGUUCACUGGAUGCUAUGGAGGCAAAUGUCGGUAGUCAAGAUAGGUAUUUUAGCAGUAGGUCAGAUUCGAUAAAGGUUGCGCAGGGGGUGUCUGCUACAAUGAGGGAUAGAGGUAGCAUCCACAAAUUCGUUCCAUAUUUGGUGCGUGGAAUUCAACACGGCUUUCAGGAUAUCGGUGUGAAAAAUUUAGAUGAACUCAGGAAUGGUAUUGCUCGUGGUGAAGUCAGAUUUGAACGUCGAUCAUCGAAUGCUCAAGUUGAGGGAGGAGUGCAUUCCUUGCACUCUUACGAUAAACGUCUUUAUUGA